Jatropha curcas is the source of this 2573-nucleotide messenger RNA. NCBI's taxonomy places the organism in Eukaryota, Viridiplantae, Streptophyta, Magnoliopsida, Malpighiales, Euphorbiaceae. The record is from RefSeq and is a predicted model, not a curated record.
AUAAUUCAUCUCUCACUGGAGCAACAAUACUAGGAGAGAGUGUGCAACCUGGCAGCUAUGCAUGCUCUGCUCUCUCACUUUCACUGCAACACCCUUUUCUCUUUACCUUGACUCCCCAUCUCCCGCUACCCAAUAAAUUUUCCUUCAAUCCCUUGCAUUUUCCCUCAUUUUCUCUCAUUUCCUCUUUGUGGGUUUUUGAUUUUUUUGCAACCUUCACAGGUUAAAUUCAUGUUUUCCAUUUUCUCACCCCAAUCGAGACAUGCACCAUUCUUUUCUUCUAAAUUCAGAAACAUUCAUCUAGAUUCUCCAAAAUCUAAUUUCUCUCCACUCACAUUUUUGUAGCUAUUACUAUAAGAAGCCUUUGAAAGAAAAUAGUAAUAGAGAAAAAUGAAAGUGUCCACAAAAGAUUCUGAGAAGAUAAUCUGGGAUCAGAUGAGGAGCCCAUCUGGAAACCCGAUUUCUGGUACCGGAUCACAGACUAGAAUCCUUCCAAAACUCAUGGUAUGGUUAAUCCUAUUUGUUUCACUUACCUAUGUUGUUUAUACUCUCAAACUAGUCGCCACCUCACGCGCCUGCGACCAUGAGCCUUUCUCUACCCAUCAUCAUCUCUCUUUGGCCUCUAAUGGUUCUCAGUCCUUGAUUCAAAAUCACACGGUAACGAUUCCCCGGAGAGGUAAUCAAGAAACCGAUCAACCUACGGAGAUACGACACGUAGUUUUUGGCAUCGCUGCGUCGGCGAAGCUAUGGCAGCAGAGACAAAAUUACAUCAAGAUUUGGUUCAAUAAGAGUCAGGGAAUGCGAGGCAUUGUGUGGUUAGAUGAUUCUGUCAAGACCCGACAAGGAGACGGGUUGCCUCCGGUUAAAAUUUCCGGUGAUACUUCCCGUUUCGCAUAUAAGAACCGGCAAGGUCACCGGUCGGCGAUCCGGAUCUCUCGGAUCGUAUCCGAAACUUUGCGUCUGGGUCUCGACAAUGUGCGGUGGUUCGUGAUGGGAGACGACGACACUGUUUUUAUAACGGAUAAUCUGGUUAGAGUUUUGAGGAAGUAUGACCAUAACCAGUUCUAUUAUAUAGGGAGUUUAUCGGAAUCCCAUUUGCAAAACAUCUAUUUCUCUUACGGAAUGGCAUAUGGUGGCGGUGGGUUUGCCAUAAGCUACCCAUUAGCAAAAGCGCUUGUUAAAAUGCAAGAUAGGUGUAUACAGAGAUACCCUGGACUGUACGGAUCCGAUGAUAGAAUGCAGGCUUGUAUGGCCGAGCUCGGAGUACCACUCACUAAGGAAACCGGUUUUCACCAGUCAUAUCGCCGAAUUUCGUCCGAUGUAUUUUGUAGCAGUAGAAGUUUUGAUUUGCAUUCAAUUGCUGGAAUGGGGUGUCAAGCGAGACGCGUAAUCGCGUCUCGGUACUAUCGUAGACGGUAAGAUUGGUGCGUAAACUCACGGUAUUGAGGGUUAGGGUUUUAGUCCAAACGCAAGCGGGUGAUUAGCUCAAUGUUUGUCCGUUUAUUUAUAGGUGUCGCGGAUUGGGACCCACGUGUUGUAGCUAUACUUUGUACGUGAUUCCGUUUACACCUGACACGAGUAUCUUAUUGCGUGUAAAUCACGCUCCUUGAUCAAAUUCCAACCGGAGCCUAUGUGGGAUUAGCUUUGGAAGAGCUCCUAAGGGAUAUUUCAAUUCCAUUUUAUUGAAGAAUUGAAUUGAAUUUUUCUCGAAGAAUUAUUCCGAACUCCAUAUAUAUUAUUAAGUGAUUAAAUGUAAAUUAUAAUAAUGAUAUUCAUAUAAUUUGAUUAUGAGGCUAGUUCACAUAAGUGUAAUUCUUGCAAUAUUAAAAUUGAAACGUCGUGAAUUUCAUUACUUCAAAAUUAUAUAUUUUUCUACAUAUAUCUCAUUACUCAUUUCAAAACAUGAAAUUUGACAGAUAAAAUUAUGAGAAAUUGAAUCCUUGUAGGAUUUGGUUUUUUAAACAGGGGUAUCUGAUUUCAUUAUGAAGUGCAUUAUUGGCAAUUUGGCAUGCAUUGCCUCCAUAGAUAAAAUAUAAUAUGCUCUUUAAUGGAAAAACACCUGUGACACUACUAGGUCAUCUUGUGAUAUGUGGGAGGUUAAAAUUUAUUGUUGCGUUGUGAUAUGUAGAAGGUUAAAAUUUAUUGAUGCCAAACCUUAAUCAAUCUAUACUUUGCUUUGCAAUUGCAUUGGUUAGGAACUUAAGAAUUUUAGAUAAUUUCGACAGCAGUGGGUUGCCCUGCAUAGAGCUAUAGUAUGGGCCUGCUUUGUGCAUCUACCAAUAUUUGGUGGAUGGGGAGGGAUUAAUUUUGUUGAGUGAUCAAUCAGGUUACGUGAGAUUGGCAUUCUAUUUGUGCACUUAUUGUAUUUGUGCACUUAUUGUAUAAGUGGUUAAAGUCAAGAUAAAAUGAUUGUUUCAAUUAGAGAAUGGUUCAUGUUGGGAACCAAUUUGAACAUGCAAUCUCACAGUUGUGAGAAAGAAUUUAAAUUUCUAAGGCUACUGAGUCAAAGCUUAUUGGUUAUUGAGCUGUAAAUUUCAUUCUAGUAAUUUCAUGAGUUGUGAAGUGUUGAUUGUAAG